Messenger RNA from Lycium barbarum (goji berry), 5532 nucleotides. RefSeq lists its product as uncharacterized. The record is from RefSeq and is a predicted model, not a curated record. NCBI's taxonomy places the organism in Eukaryota, Viridiplantae, Streptophyta, Magnoliopsida, Solanales, Solanaceae. Gene Ontology annotation, molecular function: aspartic-type endopeptidase activity; nucleic acid binding. Gene Ontology annotation, biological process: proteolysis; DNA integration. The transcript has 3 exons. Bases 1 to 5532 code for a protein of 1843 amino acids.
AUGGUGAGGACCCAAGGGGAACGUAUUACGGACCUCGAAGCAGCUGUCGAGGGACUGAGACAGCUAAAUGAUACUGUGCCCGCUCUGAGGGCCAGUAUGGGUGAAAGGAUGGAUGACCUGGACCGAAAGACAACGAUGGCUAGCAACGACAUCGUGCACAUGAGUCGUGAUUUUGAGGGAACACGACUGAUUGUGGAGGAGUUGCGACAAGGAAGGACUGAGGAUGCAGCUACCAUAGCUGUAAUGCAACAAACUAUUGAUCAGUUGACGGGCCAGCUUAAUAUCUUCCAAGUGGCCCUAAAUGGAGUACUCCGAGGAGGAGGAAAUCAGGGUGGGGGCGCUGGGAAUCAUGUGCCUGCGCCCCAGAAAAUCAAGAUACCGGAGCCAAAGGCCUACCACGGUGCUCGAAAUGCCAAGGAAGUUGAAAAUUUCAUUUUUGACGUUGAACAAUACUUUGAGGCCGUGGGGGAGUUAGAGGAACCAAAGAAGGUAGCAACUGCUACCAUGUAUUUGCAAGGUGAUGCUAAGCUUUGGUGGCGGGUGAAGUUUGAGGCCAUCAGGGCCGGGGAAGAAAAUCUAACGACAUGGGAGGAACUAAAGGCGGCUAUCCGCUUGCAAUUCUUUCCAGAAAAUGUCGAGUACAAUGCGCGCAGGAAGCUCAGGGAGCUGCGCCAGACCAAGUCAGUUAGGGAUUAUGUGCGUGAGUAUUCCGCACUCAUGCUGAGUAUUCGGGACAUGAGUGAGAAAGACAAGCUUUUCACGUUCAUGGAAGGACUGAAGCCGUAUGCCCGCGCAGAGCUGCAAAGGCAACGGGUGGAUACAGUGACAAGGGCCAUGCAAGCUGCUGAGUGCCUUGUCGACUAUCAGGUGGAGCCUCGAAAGGACAAGCCACAACAACCUCCUAGGGGAGGGAAUACAAGAGGGGGCCAACACAACAACUAUAACAACAACAACAGGGGUGGCCCUAGUAGAAGUGGGGGAGACCGAGGGUCUAACCAAUCUAGGGCCUCCUCGUCUGGCAGUGUGAGUGUUGCGUCUCCAAACAAAAAUCGUGGGAAAGCGCCCUAUGUUCCAAAGGGCGGAUGUUUUGAGUGCGGUGGACCGCACAUGAGGGUUGAUUGUCCUCAGGUUAGAAAGUUGAAUGCUGCCCAGCAGAGCCAGGCAGAGGAGGAAAUCGAAGAAAUAGAGGAAAUGGAGGAACCCAUGGGUGCCUUCACUCAAUUUCUCAAUGCCAUAUGUCAAGAAGAGGGCGAGUCUAGUGCCAGCCUUCGCAAGAAGAAAGAUCCUACUCCUGCUGCCACAAAGAAGGCCCCAAAAGAGAAACUCCAACGUUAUGUUAGUAAAAGCAAAACUUUGAUGUUCGUUGAUAUGCGAGUGAAUGGUAAGCCCGUUAGGGCCAUGGUGGACACAGGUGCUACCCACAACUAUCUAGCUUCCACUGAGGUGGAGUAUUUUGGGCUUGUGGUGGAGAAAGGCCGGGGUCGCGUCAAAGCAAUCAACUCCCCCGCCAUACCAGUUGGGGGAGCGUCAAAGGGAGUGCCGUUCAAGUUGAGUUCUCUAGAGGGAAAGAUGAAUAUGUCCAUUGUCAUCAUGGACGACUUCAAGCUGAUACUGGGAUUGGAAUUCAUGCGGGAAAAUUAUGUCAUCCCGUUUCCAUUUGCGGAUGCACUGUUGGUGUUGGGAAUAAAUGGGGCCAAGACUUGCCUCAUCCCUGCACUACCAGGAAAGAUGAAGGACGGAAACAUCUCCGCAUUUCAACUGAACAAAGGAGUCAAGAGACAAGAGCACACGUUCUUGGCUACCUUGUGUAUGAAGGAUAUGAAGCGUUCUUCUGGGCCUAUGCCUAUGGUCGUGAAGAAGCUCCUGAAGGAGUUCGAAGACGUGAUGCCACAGGAGCUGCCAAAGCGCUUGCCGCCAAGGAGGAAUGUGGAUCAUGAGAUCGAGCUGGUGCCGGGCGCGAAGCCUCCUGCUCGUGCACCUUACAGAAUGUCACAACCCGAGCUCACCGAGCUUCGGAGGCAAUUGACGGAAAUGUUGGACGCAGGGAUUAUAGUGCCAUCAAAAUCUCCGUAUGGUUCACCAGUGUUGUUCCAGAAGAAGCAUGAUGGUACCUUAAGGCUCUGUGUUGAUUAUCGAGCCCUAAACAAGAUCACGGUGAAGAACAAGUACCCUAUCCCGCUGAUGGCGGACCUAUUUGACAGGUUGGGUGGUGCCACGGUAUUUACAAAAAUUGAUCUUAAGACAGGGUAUUGGCAAGUGAGGAUUGCCGAGGGUGAUGAACAGAAAACGACCUGCAUGACACGAUAUGGGUCGUUUGACUUCUUGGUCAUGCCGUUUGGCUUGACAAAUGCUCCUGCCACGUUUUGCACCUUGAUGAACCAGGUAUUCCGCGAAUAUAUCGACGAAUUUGUGGUGGUCUACCUGGAUGACAUUGUAAUCUAUAGCAAAACAUUGGCGGAACAUCUUGGGCACCUGCGGAAGGUGUUGACUCGGCUAAGGGAGCACGAAUUAUAUGUGAAGCUGUCCAAGUGCUCCUUUGCCCAGAAACAGAUUGACUUCCUUGGUCACGUCAUUGAAGAGGGGCGGAUCAAGAUGGACCAGCAGAAAAUUCGGGCGAUUGCGGACUGGCCGCCGCCCAAGGAUAUUCAUGGCUUGAGGUCAUUCCUUGGUUUGUGCAAUUUCUAUCGCCGGUUCGUGAAAGGUUAUUCGCUCAUUGCUGUGCCGUUGACAGAACUUUUGAAGAAGGUCACGCCGUGGGAUUGGUCUCCCAGGCGUCAGGAGGCCUUUGAUUUGCUGAAAAGGGCUAUGUCUAGCAGCCCAGUCCUGGCCCUUCCUGAUAUGGCCAGGCCUUUUGAAGUACAGACUGAUGCCUCAGACUUCGCCUUGGGUGGGGUGCUGUUGCAAGAUGGGCACCCGGUUGCUUAUGAGAGCCGGAAACUGAAGGAUGCAGAGCGUCGCUAUGCUGCCCAUGAGAAAGAGCUAUUGGCUGUCGUCCAUUGUCUACGCCUUUGGAGGCACUACUUGUUGGGGACCCCGUUCGUUGUGAAAACGGACAACACGGCUGUCAGUCAUUUCAUGACCCAGCCAAAGCUGAACGGGCGACAGGCCAGAUGGCAGGAACUUCUCGCAGAGUUCAACUUUAACUUGGAAUACAAAAGCGGGAAGACUAACCAGGUUGCUGAUGCGCUGAGUCGAAGGGCUGACUUAGCGUCGGUGUGUUUACUCGCCGCCCUUAGGGGAAGCGAAGUUUCCACACCCAUAAAAGAUCUGAUAAGGGAGUGGCUCCCCAAGGACCCUGCUGCUCAACAUUUGAUUAGCCUCACAGAGCAGGGAAAAACUCGCCAGUUUUAUAUGGAAAAUGGGUUUCUCAGAGUCAAAGGGAACCGUCUUUAUGUACCUAAGGGAGGUGACUUGCGGAGGACCCUUCUGAAGGAAUGCCACGAUACUCUUUGGGCAGGCCAUCCGGGAGAGGAAAGGACCAUGGCGCUGCUGCGCCGUGCAUAUUAUUGGCCCCAGAUGGCCGAUGACGUCGCUCAGUAUGUGAGGACUUGCUUAGUAUGUCAGAAAGACAAGUCCGAUCGCUUGACCCAGGCGGGUCUGCUGCAGCCUCUAGCUGUCCCAACAAGGCCUUGGGAAAGUGUCUCGCUAGAUUUCAUCACUGGCUUGCCCAAGGUCGGAGAUCUGACCACCAUUUUGGUUGUGGUGGAUCGGUUUUCCAAAUAUGCUACUUUCAUUGCGGCCCCUAAAUAUGUUUCAGCAGAAGAGACGGCUCGACUCUUCUUUGCCCACAUUGUUAAAUAUUGGGGUCUGCCCAGGGAUAUUGUUAGUGAUCGCGAUUCUCGCUUCACUAGCAACUUUUGGACCCAGCUCUUCAAGUGCAUGGGUUCCAAGUUGAGCCACAGUUCGAGUUUUCAUCCCCAAUCUGACGGCCAGACGGAACGGUUCAAUGGCAUGCUGGAGGACUAUCUUCGGCACUUUGUGACUGGUUCUCAGAGGAAUUGGGUGAAGCUCUUGGAUGCUGCUCAGUUGUGUUUCAACGCCCAAAAGAGCUCGAGUACCAACAAGAGCGCUUUUGAAAUUGUUACUGGGCAGCAACCACUCCUCCCACAUACCGUUGAUGCCCCAAAUGUGUCUAAAUCUCCUAGAGCUGCUAGCUUCUCUAAGGAAUGGAAGCAGAACCUAGAGAUAGUGCGGAGCUACCUUGAGAAGGCCCAGAAGCGGAUGAAGAAACAUGCUGAUCAAAAUCGCCGUUUCGUGGAGUAUCAAGUUGGUGACAAAGUGAUGGUGAAAAUCCCAAAGCGGUACCUAUUUGCGGGGACUAACGACCCUCGCCUGUUGCAAAAAUAUAUUGGACCUUUGUCCAUUGUGAAACGCAUUGGGGAAGUGGCUUACCGUAUUGAUGUCCCAGCUUGGUGGAAGAUCCAUCCAGUUUUCCAUGUUAGCCUAUUGAAACCUUUUCAGGAAGACAAGGAGGAUCCCUCAAGGAGCCAGCUCACAAUACCCGGUAUUCGAGCAAACAACUCAUCUGGCAAAAGAACAGUAGAAGCCAUACUUGAUGAUCGGGUGAUUCAUGCAUCACGGAAAGACCACCAAGAGUUCUUGGUAAAAUGGAGAGGAUGUGAUGCUGAGGAGAACACAUGGGAAAGGGUGAAAGACUUGAAGGCCUUCCAGGAUCUGAUUGAUGAUUAUCUUGCAAAGAAGGCUCCGAGGACGUCGCCAAAUCAGGUGGGGGAGAAUGUCAUGGGUGGAUUUACCGCCAUGCCCAAUGACCCCUUGGUCGCACCCCAUGGCCCCAGUGUCAUGGACGACCCCGUGGUCUCGGUCGCACCAAGCGACAAGAAUGCCUAUUCCAAUGUCGCCCCAUCGUUUGCUCAGGACCGAGCCCACCAGCCGGCAUUGCCCAAAGCGCCCACCAGCAAGCAGCGCCCUCAACGUUCGCCUGCAGUCAGCGCCCAGUGCUCUGGCCCUAACAGUGAAUAUGAUAAACUUUGUACUAACAGAAGCAGUACUAGCCGAAGUCUUGGGAGUAUCAACCGAAGGGCUGAGGGAUAUGACCAGAAGAGCUUCUACCUCCUUCAAAAACGUGAUUGUCACAGAAGGCAGGUCAGUCCAUCCAGGAAAGCUUCUCAAACAGGAUCUCGAGCCCAAUUGUCAACUGUUUUCGAGUUUGUGGACAAAGUGCUCAUACCAAGAAGUGGAAGGGAUGACAGUGUCACUUCAGAACAUAUGAUCCUUGGGCAUUUUAAUGUGCUAACUAGCCCAUCCACCUUGAGAACAAAAAAGAAUGUGAUCUCCAUGGCUACUCUGGAAGAUUGUGCAUGUGCGCCUAAAGGAGCAGGCUCCACUAUCUAUGUUCUUACCAAAGCCUUGAAGGCAACACAUGCAAAAAUCAAGCAGAUGAAAGAUGAGAAUGCUCUUCUGAGGGAUCAGUUAAAGAACAAAGUGGAAGAUCUCAGGAAACAGAUGCCCCAAGAUCAGGGCGCUUAUAUUGAGAAAAUUGACAAUUUUCUUCAAGCCUUGGAUCACCCCUAG